This is a messenger RNA of Vicia faba (fava bean), 2070 nucleotides long. The record is from the annotation of a GenBank genome assembly. NCBI's taxonomy places the organism in Eukaryota, Viridiplantae, Streptophyta, Magnoliopsida, Fabales, Fabaceae.
AUGGGCGAGGUAUCUGAAACAACAACAACCAUGACGACGACAACAACCACCAAGAGGAAGAAGAAGGGUCGUCCUUCUCUUUUGGAUCUUCAAAAACGAUCUCUCAAAAAACAACAAAAACAUCACCAAAACCCCAAUUCAAUUCAUUCCAAUUCCAUCAACGAUGAAGAUGAACGCAUACUCAAGAAACAAAAACUCUUACAAGCUUUUAAUUCCAAUCUCCAAAACCAUAACCCUCCCGCAUUAUUCCCCAAUUCCAAUUCCGAUCCCCUAAUUCACCCUAUCGGAUCAGAUCAUCAUAACGAUGGAAAGGUUCGGAAAGCGACUGACAGUAAACAUGGUUCGCAGGUUGUGUCCGGUCCCACUACACCUUUGCCAGACAAAAAGCUCUUGCUGUUUAUCCUUGACAGACUUCAAAAGAAGGACACACAUGGGGUUUUCUCUGAGCCGGUGGAUCCAGAAGAGCUCCCUGAUUAUCAUGAUAUCGUUAAGCACCCUAUGGAUUUUGGAACUAUAAGAAAGAAAUUGGACGAGGGGUUGUAUAUCUGCCUUGAACAGUUUGAGUUUUUGGUAUUUAUGAACAAUUGCCAUAUUUCACCAGCCAAGCAAACACACUUACUUCCCUCCCUUAUUUGGUUGCUUCUUAAUGACGUGUUCUUGGUAUGCUCUAAUGCAAUGCAAUACAAUUCAUCAGACACUAUUUACUAUCGGCAGGCUCGAGCCAUGCAAGAGAUAGCAAAGAAGGAUUUUGAGAAUCUAAGACAAGAUAGUGACGAUGAGGAUGAAGACGAUGAUGAUAGUGAACCACCACCACCCAAAAUUGUGCAGAGGGGAAGGCCACCGGGCAAACACACGAAAAAGUCAUUGGGCACGUCUCCGUCUGAGCUUGUUGUUCCCGAAUCUUUCUCGGAUGCAACUCUUGCUUCAGUUGGGGAUAUUGCUAGUGGUUCCAAUGGUUAUAAUCUCAGAAAAGUAGUAAGCAAAUUUCAGCCUACAGAUGCAUCAGCCAGGUCUUACCACAAUAACAGUGGAGGUUACACAAAUUUGACAUCUGAAUGGGAGAAUGAAUUUCCACCUUCUGUUGUAAAAGCUGUGUUAAGGUAUGGAAAGAAGCAGUUCACAGUUGACGAGACCAGGCGUGACACUUACAGAAAUCCAGUUCCUGUAGGAAAUGAACCACCGGUAUUGACUGCAUUUGAAGAUAAUUUCAAGCAGCUUCUUUCAGUCGGUUUACAUGUGAAGCACAGCUAUGCAAGAAGCCUAGCCAAUUUUGCUGCAAACCUUGGUCCCGUUGCUUGGAAAGUUGCUGCUAGGAAAAUCAGCAGUGUUUUGCCCCCAGGACAUGAAUUUGGUCCUGGAUGGGUAUCCGACGAUGAUGUGCCACAAAGGCAACACUCUGCGGUUCGUGAUGAGAGAAAUUCGGACACUCCUGUACAAGAGGAUUAUAGAAGUAGAUUUUCUUCUCCAUCAAGAAUGUUCUCUCUUGCAAAUGCAUCACCAUUGCAAAGUGGAGAUAUGGUAAUGAACAGAGAAUUCAGUUACCAAAACGAAAUGAAUCCAAGCAGCAGUGUUAGUGGCGGGAAUGAAUCCAUGAUUCAUGGGAUGAUUCAGCAGGAACCCAUGGUGCAGUCUGAUGAUUUUGGUUCAAAUGGACGAUUAGGCUCUAAUUUUUCACCUCAAAUGAAGAUGGUAAGACUUGCUGACAUAACCGGCUCUUCAAAUGCCGGUAAUGCUCCUCAAAUGUUAGACAUGGAUACCAUACACAACUUGUCCAGUCAAACUGCUCCUACAAAUGUUAAUCCGACAGCUCUCAAGGCCCAAUUCUUCAACAACUCAAGUCAAUCAGAUUCCAGCAAUUUAUCAGGUCUGGAAUCUGGAUUUGAGUCACAAAGAUCGUCUCAGGGGCUAGCCGGAAAUUCGUCUUGGCAAGGAUCAGAAGCUCCUACUAAGCAACAGAGUUCUUUUUCACAUGCUAGUGACUUGAAUGGGAUGAUUGAGGCAACAAAUUCACGGAGCUCCAAUGUCGAAACUGGUCCUCAGCUGCAGCCAAAUCUUGCAUUGCAGCUCUGA